This is a messenger RNA of Miniopterus natalensis, 2800 nucleotides long. NCBI's taxonomy places the organism in Eukaryota, Metazoa, Chordata, Mammalia, Chiroptera, Miniopteridae. The record is from RefSeq and is a predicted model, not a curated record.
UCUCAUUUCAGCAUGUUAAGUAUGCAGUGUCUCAGUGUGUGUUGGUCUGGAUUAGUAUUUCUGUGACCUUGGCAAAUUGCUUACUCUUUUGGAUUUUUUUUCUUUUCACAGAUGCAUUUUGUAGGAGUAUUUUGAGGAUGAAUGUUUGCAAAUCAUUUUGAAAUUGCCAAGUGCCACAUACAUGGGAUGCAUUUUGCUUUUAUGCUGGAGUUCACCCCUGCGGCUUGGAUUUAUCACAGUAGCAUCUGUCUUCGGUCUGUUUGUUAAGUAGAAAUCACGGAAAGACAUGAGGAGGCUUGUGUACUGCAAGGUGGUUCUCGCCACGUCCCUGAUGUGGGUUCUGGUUGACGUCUUCUUGCUCCUGUACUUCAGUGAAUGUAACAAAUGUGACGACAGGAAGGAGAGGUCCCUGCUACCUGCGCUCAGGGCUGUUAUUUCAAGAAACCAAGAAGGGCCAGGAGAAAUGGGAAAGGCUGUGCUGAUUCCUAAAGAUGACCAGGAGAAAAUGAAAGAACUGUUUAAAAUCAAUCAGUUUAACCUUAUGGCCAGUGAUUUGAUUGCCCUUAACAGAAGUCUGCCGGAUGUCAGAUUAGAAGGAUGCAAGACAAAGGUCUAUCCUGAUGAACUUCCAAACACAAGUGUAGUCAUUGUGUUUCAUAAUGAAGCUUGGAGCACCCUCCUUCGAACUGUUUACAGUGUUAUAAAUCGUUCUCCACACUAUUUACUUUCUGAGGUCAUCUUGGUGGAUGAUGCCAGUGAAAGAGAUUUUCUCAAGUUGACAUUAGAGAACUAUGUGAAAAAUUUAGAAGUGCCAGUAAAAAUUAUCCGAAUGGAAGAGCGCUCGGGGCUGAUCCGAGCCCGCCUCCGAGGAGCGGCCGCUUCGCGAGGACAGGUCAUCACGUUCCUGGACGCGCACUGCGAGUGCACCGCCGGCUGGCUCGAGCCGCUGCUGGCCCGCAUCAAGGAGGACAGGAAAACAGUUGUGUGCCCCAUUAUUGAUGUGAUUAGUGAUGAUACUUUUGAAUACAUGGCUGGGUCAGACAUGACUUAUGGGGGUUUUAACUGGAAACUGAAUUUUCGUUGGUAUCCUGUUCCCCCAAGAGAAAUGGAUAGGAGGAAAGGAGACAGAACAUUACCUGUCAGGACCCCUACUAUGGCUGGUGGCCUAUUUUCUAUUGACAGAAACUACUUUGAAGAGAUAGGAACUUACGAUGCAGGAAUGGAUAUCUGGGGUGGAGAGAAUCUUGAAAUGUCUUUUAGGAUUUGGCAAUGUGGAGGCUCACUGGAAAUUGUGACUUGCUCUCAUGUGGGCCAUGUUUUCCGGAAGGCAACUCCAUAUACUUUUCCUGGUGGCACUGGUCAUGUCAUCAACAAGAACAACAGGAGACUGGCAGAAGUUUGGAUGGAUGAAUUUAAAGAUUUCUUCUACAUCAUAUCCCCAGGUGUUGUCAAAGUGGAUUAUGGAGAUGUGUCAGUCAGAAAAACACUAAGAGAAAAUCUGAAGUGUAAGCCCUUUUCUUGGUACCUUGAAAACAUCUAUCCGGACUCCCAGAUCCCAAGACGUUAUUACUCACUUGGUGAGAUAAGAAAUGUUGAGACUAAUCAAUGUUUAGACAACAUGGGCCGCAAGGAAAAUGAAAAAGUGGGCAUAUUCAACUGUCACGGUAUGGGAGGAAAUCAGGUGUUUUCUUAUACCGCUGACAAAGAAAUCCGAACCGAUGACUUGUGCUUGGAUGUUUCUAGACUCAAUGGACCUGUAACCAUGUUAAAAUGCCACCAUAUGAGAGGAAAUCAGUUAUGGGAGUAUGAUGCUGAGAAAGCAGGUAAAUGGGAAUAUAAUUUCAAGACCCACACCCUCCUUCAUCUAAACACCCAGGCCUGUCUCUCAGUAAGAACAGAAACUGAUGGCUCCCAACAGCCCACUGUGGAAAUAUGUAAGGAUAGCUCUUUGCAAAAGUGGCUACUAAGAAACUAUACAAGAGCGGAAGUUUUUAGAAAUAUUUUUGAGAAUCCUACUGAUUACGUUCUCUAAUAAUUUUUGGAGGUUUGUGUUGCAGAGUUCAUUAAUACCAGUUUAGUAUUUUUGUUAUUGAAAUCUAGAAACUUCUUUAAAAUGCGAUUAAGAAAGAUCUUUGUGUGCUAUAUUUCUCCAGAGUUGUUUUUCUUUUACUUCUUAGCAGCUCCGUAAUUUGGGGUGUGCAUAUAUUAAGUAGGGUCUAGUCUGUAAUUAAUUAAUAGGUAUUUUCUAGUUGUUUCUUUAUUUCAAAUACGUAUGCAUAAAUAGGCUAACUCUAGCCACGACUAUAAGACAAUAGAUUUUGCAUUAGUGCUGAAAAAAAAUCAAUAAGAAAAUUAUCGUAGCUAAAAAUGGAUUUCGUUUGGAACAUUGAAAUUAUUUAAUUUUGUUAAUUUUAAUUCAUAUACUCUGAUUGUGUGCAGAUACAGCAUAUCCUUUCUGGACUUUAUUACUUUAAGCUGAAAUGUUAAGCAAAUGCAUUAUUGAAGACUAAGAUUAUUGGUUAAAUGAUAUAAUUAUAAUAAACCUUUUUUAAAAAAAUGUACCUUUUAUCUCUUACUUGUAUGAUUUGUGAAUAUCUCCUCAGUAACCAAUAAAAUGAAUCAUUAUCUAAUUUAAUUUUUAAAAAUAACUGGUAUAGAACUCUCGUAAAGAGUGCGAUUAAGAACAUGUCCUAGUUCUUUAUCUUAAUGCGUUUAUUGUCUUGUAAAUAAAGUAUAUUGCAUUUUUCAGUACCUUGCUAUCAGAACCCAGGGGAAGUUAGGGAGUUUUCCUGGUUCAGAU